GGAAAGGACACCGCCUACAAACAACUAUAUAGCUGCAGCACUAUAGCCUGCGAACGUGUUGCACGCAAUCGCACUCGUCGCAGUGGUGACACGGUAAUCGACUCAAAAUGACCGACUCCGCGAUCGACGGCUGCCGGAACGGCAAUUCGGUAUAAAUAUAAUAUUAUGCAACCACGACGGUAGUAAACAUUUUUGAAAAAAUGAUUCUUACACGCGUUCAAAGUGGAAUGUCAGAAAAUUAAAUAUCCAUAUACCGAGUGCCGGGACCGUAGUCAGCUAUUAAGUUACACGAAGUAUUUUUACACGGUGCUGUCGCUGUGUGUAUAGACUUCAACGAGCUGAGACGCGUGAGAUCCUCUGAAAUAUGACGACAACGGGUCCUGCAGCGUUGGUCAUGCACAACGUGUCCGAUGAUUUGGAAUACUACGCAGAUCUGACCACGAUAGUCCAGCGGGACGCUGCAGCGGAAUCUGCGACCGUCUCGCCAGCGUCCCCCGGACACUUGUUGUCCGUCGACUACCCGUUCGCAAUCAGCAAACAGUCGACUCCGACCCCUACGGCCGUCAUCGAUUACGCAGUCAGAAACGUUUCCGUGGCUCUGUGCCAUCAGCCCACCGGCAUACCAUCUGUCGAAGAGUACUUUACCGCUAUAAACCUGACAGGAGUGACGAUAUUUACGGUUGGUGCAGUGAUCGUGGCCAUGAUCUUCUACCUGUAUGUGGACACUUUGAGGUGUAUCAUCAAAAAUGCGCCACCCAUGGUUAAAACCCACUCGGCGUUCAUACUUAGCGUAUACCCGGUCGUCGCAGUGGCCACUUAUUGCGCAAUCCUAGUGCCUAGAGCCCACCUUCUGGCCGAAGCCAUGACUCAGGGCAUGUUUAUGGCUUCGAUGUAUCAACUGUUCUGUCUAUUCAUGGCGUACUGCGGUGGCGAAGCCAAUCUCAUCGCUUCCGUAAAACCACAGUCGUUGGACAUGCAAGUGCCACCCUGUUGCUGUUGGCCAUGCUGCUGUUUUUUGCCUAAAUUCACGCUCACUAAGAAACAUCUAAGGCACCUGAGAAUGUUGGUGCUACAAUUGCCCGUCGUCCAGGGUUUCGUGUACAUGGUGUUGCUCGUCAUGUGGGCUGAAGAAGAGAGCUUGUACCAAGUCAACUACAUGUACAUGCAACCGUUCAUCGUGAUAUCCAUCAUAUGCGGCAUGUGGGGCAUCUCGAUGACCAUGCGAGUGCUCGGAGAUAUCCUCAAGGAUCACAGCAUCCAAGGGAAAUUUGUGGUGCUCCAACUGGUGCUGGUAUUGGCCAAGUUACAGGGACUGGCGUUUAGAGGGGUAGUAUGGGCAGGGUGGUUACCCUGCAAGCCUCCGAUCUCGCCCACCGUCUAUGCGAAUCUGAUAUACAAUUCGACCAUGCUGUGGGAAAUGUUGGUGUUGGCCGCGUUGGCCAGGAAGCUCUACAAGAAACCGUUGCCGGACCAGUGUUUCGUCGACCCUCCGAAGAUCACCUGUUGCGUUGAUAUGCCCAGCAACCAGGAAAACAACAACAUCAUAGCCGGCACGUACAACCAGUGUUUCGACAUGAACGCUUAGAAAAAUGUAUAAAGUCGGUGUUUGAGUUAGUACAUCAUCAAUGGCACACGCGGAGAUGACCGUCGUGGGCGCCUCUGUAUCGGUUUUCGACUUUGACAACGACAUACACGAUGAUGUAAUCCACGCGUACUUAUAUAGAUGUACCCAAUAUAAUAUUAUAUAAUAGGCAUAGGCAUAGGCGUGCGCAGAGUUUAAUCGCAGCAGGGUAUGCGGCUGUCAAAAUGUGCUCCUCGAAACCACAGAUAAAAAUAGUGAAAUUCUCUUAUAUACCAGAUACCUACCUAUACAGUUGCAGCCUUGAUGAAAAUAUUUAUUAUUUAUUAAUUAUUAGUAUUUAUUACUACUGCAGCUGCCUACUCGAACCCGAUGUUGUGCACAUUUAAAUGUUUGUAAAUAUAUUUAUGUACUUUUCAUGUGUUAAGGGGGAUUUAAACUCCCCUACCUCCCCGUGCCUACGGUCCCGUCCGCACCAGCAGGGUACCUACUUAUUGCGCAAGCGCAUACCCUGUACAGUGUACACCAGACUCGUACAAUACGCUCAUGCCUAUUAUACAUCUUUACUAUUUUAUGCUAAUAGUGCUAACUUCACCGUCGCUUUACAUAGCUGAUACCUCCUAUUCGGAAUACUGAUUUAUCUACUAUAGUAUAAUUAUUAUAGGUUAUUAUGUAAUAUUGCCUAAUAGUAGUGUAUUAGCGUAUGAGCCACGAUUUAAGAUAGUAAGUUUUAAGAAUCGUGGUAUACUGGUAUGAACGGAUCCAAUUUCUUCGGAAUCGUCGAAAAGUGAAAAGAGCACACACAACAUUAUAUUAAUAUAUUAUUAUACUUUGUAACCGACCAAAGAUGCGUUUUUAUACCUACACUGUACAUUUUUUUUUUAUUUUUAAAUAUAUUUUUACGAAACAUUUUAUCUUUUA
Molecule: messenger RNA, 2500 nt
Organism: Acyrthosiphon pisum (pea aphid)
Lineage: Eukaryota; Metazoa; Arthropoda; Insecta; Hemiptera; Aphididae
Product: organic solute transporter alpha-like protein
Exons: 7
Coding region: 365-1585 (406 amino acids)
Source: RefSeq, a predicted model, not a curated record